AUGGCCGCGUGGAGCGAGCGACUGGCCGGCAUACGCGGUGUGCUGCUCGACAUCUCGGGCGUUCUGUGCGAUGGUGACGCGGGCGGCGGCAGACCCAUUCCCGGCUCCGUGGAGGCAGUGGCGAGGCUGAAACAGUCCCGGCUGAAGGUGCGGUUCUGCACUAACGAGUCCCAGAAGUCCCUGCGGGAGCUGGUAGACACGCUGCAGAGACUGGGCUUCGACAUCUCUGAGGGUGAAGUGACCGCCCCUGCCCCGGCCACCUGCCGGAUCCUGAGGGCACGAGGCCUGCGGCCACACCUGCUCAUCCCUGAAGGGGUCCGCUCAGAGUUCCAUGGGAUCGACACGUCCAACCCAAACUGCGUGGUACUUGCAGAUGCAGGGGAGGCCUUUUCCUUCCAGAACAUGAACAAAGCCUUCCGGGUGCUGAUGGGACUGGACACGCCUGUGCUCAUUGCCCUGGGGAAAGGACGCUACUACAAAGAGGUCUCUGGCCUGAUGCUGGAUGUGGGUGCCUACGUGAAGGCCCUGGAGUAUGCCUGUGGCAUCGAAGCUGAAGUGGUGGGGAAGCCUUCAGCCCAGUUCUUCCAGUCUGCCCUGCAGGAGAUGGGUGUGGAUGCUCACCAGGCCAUCAUGAUUGGAGAUGACAUCGAAGGCGACAUUGGAGGGGCCCAGCGGUGCGGGAUGCGGGCACUGCAGGUGCGGACCGGGAAGUUCAGGCCCAGCGAUGAGCACCACCCGCAGGUGAAGGCCGACGGGUACGUGGACAACUUGGCACAGGCCGUGGAUCUGCUGUUGAAGCACACGGAGUCCUAA
Molecule: messenger RNA, 813 nt
Organism: Chrysochloris asiatica (Cape golden mole)
Lineage: Eukaryota; Metazoa; Chordata; Mammalia; Afrosoricida; Chrysochloridae
Gene: LHPP
Product: phospholysine phosphohistidine inorganic pyrophosphate phosphatase
Exons: 7
Coding region: 1-813 (270 amino acids)
Biological process (GO): dephosphorylation
Cellular component (GO): cytosol
Molecular function (GO): phosphatase activity; inorganic diphosphate phosphatase activity
Source: RefSeq, a predicted model, not a curated record